Molecule: messenger RNA, 642 nt
Organism: Lindgomyces ingoldianus
Lineage: Eukaryota; Fungi; Ascomycota; Dothideomycetes; Pleosporales; Lindgomycetaceae
Exons: 3
Cellular component (GO): membrane
Source: RefSeq, a predicted model, not a curated record
UACCUGCUACCAAUACCGAUACUUAUUUUCUACUCUCUAUCUCUAACGGGAUGUGUAUCAACUUCUCCAGGUAUUUCUAAUAUAUUUACUGUUAAGUUGCAGAGAUUCAAUGAAACAAGCUCUCUGCUAUCAGAAGUCCGGCUUGGAUAUUUCGGCGUUUGUGCUUCUGUAUCAAAUGGUCUUUCGUGUUCACCCAGCUCCGGAAAAUCCGUCGAUGCCCUUUUCAGCUCGCUGAUCGGACCCAAUUCCAACACCACGUCCAACCUCAGCGACGACUCCAGGCACGUUUUAUCUAUGGCACUAGACAUACAGUCGAAGAUCAUCAUCUACCUUCUUGCUGUUGCCGGCGUAUUGUUUGCUAUCAGCCUUUUUUUUAUCAGUCUCUUGAAGGGGCACUUCAGAAUGGCCGGAAUAGAGAAUGUGAACGCAGGGAAACGAAUCCAAAUGCUAAGAAAAGUUUCCAUGAUGACGAUGUGGGGCUCAGUUGCGUUUGCACUUGCAUCAGCUAUAUCGAUCAAUCAAGCAACAAGUGCCAUGGAGUUUAUCACGAGGGUGGAUAGCUCAUCGAGUAUCGAGAUUACCGCGGGAAAGACGUUGAACAUUCUUCAAUGGCUGCUGUUCGCAUUCUCGACCCUCUUUGCG